AUGGACUUUAUGUUUGGCCUGGUAACGGGCAUAUUUGGAAUUGUGGUAGCAUUAGCAUUGUUUGUAGUCCAUGUCUUGAAAGUAAAUUUAGAUUUGCCUGCGCCACCCAAAACCAAUGGUCAUGUCCAGCACAAUCACCACCCCCACAAUCAUCCACACAUCUAUACGAAUGGCUCAAUAUCACAUGGCGAUGGUUUGGGAUCACGUGAAUCCACACCGGGGCCAGAUUUUACCGAUUUGUCGGAGGCCCGAUUGCGCAAUAUGAUACAAAAAAUCAUAUCGGAAACUAUUGAUAUGCCUCCGCUAUCGAAAACAUAUGCUGUCUCUGAGAUUGCUCUGGAUCGUCCCAGCAAAAUGGCCGAUAUGAAUUUGACCAAUGGUGUGGGUCUUCGUCGCCAUCGUACAGAACAUUAUUUUGAGCCGACGAUCUAUCAGGAUCUGUUGGCAACAGCUGUGCUGAAUAAGAUUGUCGACAAGCAAUCGAAUAACAAUCGCAACAUGACCGAAAGUUCACCUAAUUUGACACGCGUAAUGGCUGAUGGCGCCGAAGAUGUAGGCGGUAUCGUUGAGGGUGCUGGCGAUAUGGAUCAAAACUAUAACAUGGAAAAUCAAUCGAUAACUUCGGGUAGUUCGGUGGAGCCACGAAGUGAUUUAAGCUACACGGAUACGGAACCUAAUGUUACGACCAAUGAAGAAAAAUCUUCGGAAUUGUUGUUGAAUGCUGGCCGUGAAUCUGUAAUGAGUGAUUAUUUGGCAACUCAUAUGGUACCAUUACCAGAUCUAUCUGUUGUGGCAACGGAAUCGGAAAUGGAAUAUGAUUAUAUGUCGGUGACUUCAAGCGCUGUGGGCGACAGUGCCUGGGAGAACAAUUGGCUGUUCAAAAAGAAGAAACCUUCUUUGGCCGGUGGUUCGAUUUCAACAUCAAGCGUCGGCAUGUUGGUACCUGAUCCCAAAGAAGAUGUGCGUGCCCAAAUCGGCGAUAAGACGGCCGAUGAAAUAAGUGAUCUAUCGGAACUGGGUUCCGAUACCGAUGAUUCGUCCAUGGAUUUGUUACGUGCCAACAUGGAUCCGGUCAAUAAUCGUUUGUUUAACAAACAUCUGAUCGGGGGACAAAAUAGUAAAAUGGUUUUGGAUGAAUUGAUUGAACGCAGCAGUAUGAUAUCGAAUACCUUACAUUUGGAUCAGGAGGAGGCCUAUGCCGAGACACGCAAUGUUGAUGUUGAUGUUCCCAGUAAAAAUGAAGCCAUAAACACAAAUGUCAGCCAGCAAAACAAUAACAACAAUAAUAGCGACAACAAUAACCAGGAAGAUCAAAAGAAUUUGGAGGUUCUAAAUCCACCCUUGGGCUUUGGGGAUCACAGCAGCAGCAAUCCCUUGGCAGCCACAUCAUUGGAUUCAAAUGCUCCCAACUUUUUAUAG
This is a messenger RNA of Musca domestica (house fly), 1419 nucleotides long. RefSeq names its product metabotropic glutamate receptor-like protein P. The transcript has 6 exons. The record is from RefSeq and is a predicted model, not a curated record. NCBI's taxonomy places the organism in Eukaryota, Metazoa, Arthropoda, Insecta, Diptera, Muscidae. The coding region runs from base 1 to 1419 and encodes 472 amino acids.